Pleuronectes platessa (European plaice) is the source of this 1010-nucleotide messenger RNA. RefSeq names its product cilia and flagella associated protein 300 (gene cfap300). The record is from RefSeq and is a predicted model, not a curated record. The coding region runs from base 113 to 904 and encodes 263 amino acids. The transcript has 7 exons. Lineage: Eukaryota; Metazoa; Chordata; Actinopteri; Pleuronectiformes; Pleuronectidae.
UGAGAACUCCUGUCGUUGAUUGGCCCGUGAGCGACAACCGAGCUUCUCCGUGUGGGUGAAGGGGAGACGCUGCUCACGGUUUGUUGUGAAGAAGCAGUAAACAAAAAUCAACAUGGCAGAGGAGAAGUGUCCGUUUGAGCAAAGUUUUUCUUUUCGCGCUCUCCCCAACAAGAAGUUCUUCUUCCUGCAGGACAAAGAGGUUUCAACGCUGAUAAUGAAAUGGUCCAUGCAGGGAAGGAUCUCAGCUCAGUCUUUCAGCUUUGAUCAGAGCUUUCACUCUUACAACUGCGAACAGUUUGCAAUGGAUUUCUUCAAAGACCCUGACGUGGUAUCCUGUCUGAAAAAGAUGGAGGCCGGAGUCCAGGUGCCCCUCGACAAGCCUGUGGUCUCUGUCCAUGUGGAGGUGGUAGCAUGCACCAAAGUCUCCAUGGAGCUCUUUGACCCGAUCUUCUCUUGUGGCAUCCUGAGGCCCAAUGGACACAUGGUUAAAUGUUUACACGAUGUCUACUCUGACUAUGAUGAACUCAGACAGAUGCUGCGGGAGGAGGACAGCGAGCACUACUCCGCUGUCGGGGGGGAGGAGCGAGGAGAGUUUCUGUUUCGCCUCUUCAAGCACCUGUGUCUUGGGGGGGAACUCUGUCAGUACGAAGACACCAUCCAACCUUACAUCAACACCACGAAGCAAGUGUACAAAGAUCUGAUCAGCGUUCAGACGGAUCCAGACACAAAGAGGAUCAGCGUUGUUUCCACUGUGAUCAAAGUCAGCGCCUACGAUAAAUCGGGGCGUUGCUUCCCCGGGACACGAGAGGAGGAGCAGACGUUUGCCUAUUUGAUUGUCGACCCCUAUAAACGUCAUGUGACUUUGUUCUGCCACUUCUACGGUGUUGGAAACUUUACACAGUAACCAUGAAGAUAUUAUCCUGUGGUCUGAAUCUAAACUGUCAAUCACUUUCUGUAAAAGCUCUGCUGUCAGUUAACUUUCCUUUUUUUUAGGAAUUCGAGUUACACAA